GAAAGUCUCUGUGAGAAAGAAAUUAAAAAAAAAAAGUUGAGGCGCUAGGGUUUAAGCACUCACUUGUGGCUAGGUUACAGUCGACUUAAACCUCUACAACUUACUCGUUUUCUUCUGCCAUUAACAAACACCAUGCCUCCAGUCUUAUGAAACCUGUAGCACCCCUUCGAUUCAUGUGAACAAUAUUCGAAUUUAAGAUGAUGAUCGGUCACAGCCGUUCGUUCUCCAGGUACGUUUUCAACAAUCUCCGAUCAAUUUCCACACAUAAUCAUAGAUUUCAUGCUACAAUUAGAACACCAAACCCUAGUUUUCAUAUUAGGAGUUAUUGUAACAACAAUCAAUGGACAGAAGAAGAGAUACAAUAUUUAGAUGAAUCAGGUAGUGUUAUUUACACCGGAAAAGGUGUAAGAUCGGUCGAGCCUCGGGUGGAUGAUCACGUAAUGGUAGGCGGUUUAAAACACCCGUUUUCGAAUGCUUCCGCUGUUGCUAAAAUUGUUGAGAUUGUUAAGAGGUGGAAAUGGGGUCCUGAGAUGGAAACUCACUUGGAUAAGCUUCAGUUUGUUCCCAACAUGACUCAUAUCACGCAAGCGUUCAAGGUUACCGAUGCGUCUUUGUCUUUGAGUUUGUUUAAGUGGGCGAAGCGGCAGUCGUGGUAUUCGCCUAGCGACGAGUGUUAUCUCGCGUUGAUUGAUAGGUUGAACCAGAGUAGGGAUUUUGACGGGAUUCAGUCGGUGUUUGAUGAUCUUGUUCUUGAUUCGGACGAUAAAACAACGAUGGUUCCUGAUUUCGCUGCGUUUAGUAGAGUUGUUCAGUGUCUUGCAAAAGCUGAAAAGUUGGAAGUUUCGUUUUGUUGUUUUAAGAAGAUUAAGGAAGCUGGCUGUAAAGUCGACACGAAAACGUACAACUCGCUUAUAACUUUGUUUUUGGACAAGGGCUUACCGUUUAAAGCGUUUGAGAUAUACGAAAACAUGCAAGGAUCGGGAUGCUCUUUAGAUUUAGCAACCUAUGAGUUGAUGAUACCAAACCUAGCCCGAUCGGGCCGGAUUGAUGCAGCGUUGAAGCUUUUUCAACAAAUGAAAGAGAACAACUUGAAACCAGGGUUUACAAUCUUUGCAGCAUUAGUUGAUUCAUUGGGGAAAGCUGGUAGAUUGGAUACAUCGAUGAAAAUUUACAUGGAAAUGCAAGGAUUCGGGCUUAAACCGUCCGCACCCAUGUUUGUUUCUUUGAUUGAGUCGUAUGUGAAAGCUGGAAAGCUAGACACAGCUAUAAGGAUUUGGGAUGAAAUGAAGAAAGCCCGAUUUAGACCUAAUUACGGGCUCUACACCAUGGUUGUCGAGGCCCAUGCGAAAUCAGGAAAACUCGAGACGGCAAUGUCUAUAUUCUCUGAUAUGGAAAAGGCCGGUUUUUUACCAACCCCGAGCACCUAUUCUUGCUUGUUAGAGAUGCACGCAGGUUCUGGUCAAGUUGAUGCAGCUAUGAAACUUUACAACUCAAUGAGCAACGCAGGUGUAAGACCGGGUUUGACCACUUACACUGCUCUACUAACGCUUUUAGCGAAAAAGAAACUCGUAGACAUUGCUGCAAAGAUUCUUCUGGAAAUGAAAUCAAUGGGAUAUUCUGUAGACGUGACUGCUAGUGAUGUUUUAAUGGUUUUCAUUAAAGAUGCAUCUGUUGAUCUUGCUUUAAGAUGGCUUAGAUUCAUGGGUUCAUCAGGGAUUAGAACAAACAACUUUAUAAUAAGGCAGUUAUUUGAGUCGUGCAUGAAAAGCGGGCUAUAUGACUCUGCAAAACCGCUUCUUGAAAAUUAUGUUGACUCAGCGGCUAAAGUUGACCUCAUACUCUACACAUCGAUUCUAGCCCAUCUGGUGAGAUGUCAAGAAGAACAAAACGAACGGCAUUUGAUGUCAAUCUUGAGUGCUACUAAACAUAAAGCACACGACUUUAUGUGUGGGCUUUUCACGGGCCCGGAACAAAGGAAACAGCCCGUGUUAGCCUUUGUUCGGGAGUUUUUUCAGAAUAUUGAUUAUGAAUCGGAAGAAGGAGCAGCACGGUACUUUGUUAAUGUGCUUUUAAACUAUCUUGUUCUAAUGGGUCAGAUUAAUCGGGCCCGUUGCGUGUGGAAAGUUUCAUAUGAAAACAAGCUUUUCCCGAAAGCAAUUGUGUUUGAUCAACACAUUGCUUGGUCACUCGAUGUGAGAAACUUAUCGGUUGGUGCAGCCUUAAUCGCAGUGGUGCAUACGCUUCAUAGGUUCAGGAAACGGAUGUUGUAUUAUGGCGUGGUUCCUAGACGGAUUAAGUUGGUGACAGGGCCCACGUUAAAGAUCGUUGUUGCGCAAAUGCUAGACUCGGUUGAGUCACCAUUCGAGGUGAGUAAGGUGGUUUUAAGGGCACCUGGGGACUCUGUAUCAGAAUGGUUUAAGAAGCCCAUUGUUCAGCAGUUUCUUUUGAAUGACAUACCAUCAAGAAGUGAUAUUCUGAUGCAUAAGCUUAAUAUACUUUUUCCCAGUUCUGCCCCUGAACUUAGGUCAUUGAAUCCACCCAAACCCCUUGUUUCUGGAAGGGUAAUGUAGUAAUAAUGGUAUGGUUAUAAUAGACUUUAAUCUUUUUCUUUUACUGUUUUUAGAUCUAUCAUAUGUAAUUAUGUAUUCCCAUUAGCAUUUAAUCUGUCUUCGAAUUAGUGAUCGAUUUGUUAUACACUCUAUUAUUAAUGUCAAUGCAGACUUCAAUUUUACUGCUUA
This is a messenger RNA of Helianthus annuus (common sunflower), 2738 nucleotides long. RefSeq names its product pentatricopeptide repeat-containing protein At1g79490, mitochondrial. Bases 198 to 2570 code for a protein of 790 amino acids. The transcript has a single exon. Lineage: Eukaryota; Viridiplantae; Streptophyta; Magnoliopsida; Asterales; Asteraceae. The record is from RefSeq and is a predicted model, not a curated record. Gene Ontology annotation, molecular function: protein binding.